Arctia plantaginis is the source of this 1236-nucleotide messenger RNA. The record is from the annotation of a GenBank genome assembly. NCBI's taxonomy places the organism in Eukaryota, Metazoa, Arthropoda, Insecta, Lepidoptera, Erebidae.
AUGGAUAUAAACAAGUUACCGUUGGAAACUCUAGCAGAAAUACUUAUGAAAACUGAUGGUUUUACACUAGGAAAAUGUCGAAGAGUGUGCAAAAAAUGGAAGGCAGCCAUUGACGAAAUGGAUUAUGUUUGGGAUAGAAUAUGCCAAAAGGAGUUUCGUAAUGCAUCUUGGAUAGCUAAAAAGAAAUCCGGUAACGAAUGCAGGUGGUACCAUCUUUAUAAGAACUUGAGCAAGUGGUCGAAAGUAACUACAUUUGAAAGCAAUAUGCGGGAGUUUUACAAAUUUUCUUUACACGAUAAAUCACACGCUUUAGGUAUUGAUUACAGCGUUCUACCUUUAAAAGAUACUAGAGGUAUAGUUCUCUAUGAUAUGUCCACAUUGAAGUACAUACCAGUGGCUGUUCCAGAGAAGAGUUGCUUAAAAAUUGCAAAUAAUGACUAUGCUACGGUUAUACUUUUAAAAUCAGGAAUUUUACUGCAAAGGACAGUAGAACAAUUAUCAUUUAUGACUGAAGCAUUUUUCAAAGCUGACAAUUUUGUGCUGAGUGGAGAAGAAUUAUAUUUUGUUAACAAUAGAGAUAUAUACAAAUGUGAUCUAUCUAAACCCAAUUUGGAGUCAAAACUAAUGCUACAUUGUGACUAUGAUAUUAAAGAAAUUCAAUACAAUUCUGGUGUAAUGAUUGUAUUUACCGAUUGUGGUAAAAUUGUCAGUAUUAGUAAUGAUAGAUCUGUGUCUGUUAAACCUAUAAAUUGUCCACCAGCAUGGGUAAAGCAGAUCAAGCAUAUAUGUGCAAUUAAUGAAAAUAACUAUGUAUGCUAUUCGAGAAUGUUGUUCCAAAUUGAAACUGACCAAUAUAGACAUCUAUACUUGGAUUUUCCACCAAUCACAGCAUUGUUCUUUUAUGGAGAUUUUAUUCUAAUUGGUACAAGAGCUGGUGAGAUCUUAUUGUACAGACUGUCCAGUCAGAUCUAUAAGGCAAAGCCAAUUUUUGAGACUAUAGCCCAGUUGCCAGAAGGAAAAUUUGCUGUCCAUUUGGAUGUGUGCGAAAGAAGAACUGGUCCAGUUAUGGUUGCGGCAACAUUUUUUGAAAUUUUUGUGUUGGAGUUUGAUUUCUUUCCUCAUGAAAAGGACAACAGAACCAGUUUUCCGACAGACAAAUUGUGCAUGUACAAGCGACUUUUAAUACUCCGAGACCGACUACGACUUGGCGUCCCCUCGAUCAAGUCCAUAGCAUAA